Vanessa atalanta (red admiral) is the source of this 1377-nucleotide messenger RNA. RefSeq lists its product as uncharacterized. The coding region runs from base 113 to 1336 and encodes 407 amino acids. The record is from RefSeq and is a predicted model, not a curated record. The transcript is spliced from 8 exons. Lineage: Eukaryota; Metazoa; Arthropoda; Insecta; Lepidoptera; Nymphalidae.
AUAAUUUCAAUUUAAAAAUGACCUGUGUGAAGAUACCUUGAAUGUGGCCCUCGAGGAAUUAACCUAGUUUCAGUGUUGAGCGAACAGCGACGAUGACCUUCCGCGUUGAAAUAUGGAGAUGAAACGGCAUGAUAAGCCGGGCAGCUUGUCGCCCGUUAACCCGGCUGUCAAGAAAGACGAGGUAGGCAAGACGUCAAGAUCUAGUAGCAGGACCGAAAAGGAGAUCAAAGCUGACAAAUCACCUAGUGAUGAUGGUUUGAAGAGAGAGCGGCGACUGUCCAGAGCUAGUGAAUGUUCGAGAGACACGCUUGAUAGACAAGAUUCAAAAUCAUCAUCUCUUAGUCCAAAAGUAUCACGAAAAUACUUCACUAACUGGAAACAAGCAUGCGAUAAAACAAAAGAUAAAACCAAGGAAUUGCUGAAACGGUGGAGGACUUUGCCCGAGGCUGAGGGAGUGGAGGACCAAAUGCAGGCGGCAGGGCAUAGUGAAGAAGAGAAACAUCAUGGGUGGAGUGUACACGUCUGGACGACCUGGGUAAACCGAUGCAGUGAAGAUCUGGAAUGCUUAGACCUAGAAGAAGAACAACCUUUGGCUCAACUAAGUUCUGUGCAAACUGACAAAAUGACUCUUUUUUUCACCGAGCUCCUAGACCACGACCGCGAUGACGUCAUAUGUGAUCAGGAUUUCGAUAACUUUUUUGAGAAGCUUGCCCACUUCGCCGACUGGUCGACAAACUCGUCCGAAUUUCACAUACUCUUGGAAGUAAAGAGAGAAUUCAUCGAGAAUUUCCUCAAUCCGUUGCCCCCCAAGUGGGCAGAAUUACCAUACUACAGACGAGUUUGCGGACCCGAAGCCGGCGGCAUGCCAGGCAGAACGACGCUCGAAGGUUGGUUGGCGCGGUGGGCUUUACAUCUCAGUGAAAUGCGUCGUUUCGUCGAUCUGCCGCUUUACCUACAAUACCUCUGCAAGAUAUUUUUUCACGUUGUAGAUCGAGAAAGUGCAGGAGAAAUAACAAAGCCGGCGCUCGCCGCGUUUUAUCGCUCCGUGAUCGGACUGCCAGCUAACAGGGUUGAAGAAAUUAUUGAUACCGCUUACGACAGAAUGACCAGUAAUAGCUACCUGAUCCUCGAUUAUGGUACCUACGUUCACUGCUUCACUAACUGGUUGAUGGGGAAGAAUCCGAACGGUCCAGGGCAGUGGGUGCUCGUUCCACCGAAGGAUUCCCUGCCACAGCCCCCAUUCCCUGUAGACUACAGCGCUUUAAACACCGAGCCAGCGAAAUUAGAACCUUAUGCUCCUGACAAGAAGACUAAUAGACACUCGGUCAUUGUAUAGUCAAUUUUUACAGAUAAUAAUUAAAAUUAAUAUAUAAAUUA